AUGUCUGCUCUCAGCAACUAUGCAGCAACUGUGGAGAUGUUCAAAGGCAACAAUCGAAAGGUCUACAUUUACACUUUGGCAGUGCUGGGUACUGAUGCCUACAAACUUUUUUCCACCAAGCUCGGUGAACUGCAGCAGAGUAUCAAGAGGGACAUCCUGGAGUACCGAAUUAAUCUUGCCUGGGGAGCUACUGGCGGCUACCCGCGGGCCAUUGAGACAGUGGUUGAAUAUAUCAGCGACCGUGCCGACGGUCUCAAAGCUGGAGUUGUCUCACGGGCCACAGGGCACCUUGGAGAACUCGGGCAGAACUUGCCUCCAAUGUUUUCCAAGGCGGAGUUGGACACUUUGUUAGAGAUAUGGGAACAAGAAGAUCGUCCUUUUAGUCUCUGCGUAUCUCUGCGUAAAAUUGUGAAUCUCAUGCCUGAAGCCACAUACAAAGGGAGUGUGCUUAUAGACUCAGCUGGGAAGGGGAGACUGCUCCCAAGUUCGAAGGUGAAUCAACUCAGCACCCUGACUGUCAAGCUCUGCCUUUACAGAGUUUGCACGACUGGCUUCGGUCCACUGAGAAUGAAGCCGCAACCUCACAAGAAGUAA
Messenger RNA from Durusdinium trenchii, 594 nucleotides. Lineage: Eukaryota; Dinophyceae; Suessiales; Symbiodiniaceae. The record is from the annotation of a GenBank genome assembly.